Molecule: messenger RNA, 818 nt
Organism: Rosa chinensis
Lineage: Eukaryota; Viridiplantae; Streptophyta; Magnoliopsida; Rosales; Rosaceae
Product: probable calcium-binding protein CML18
Exons: 1
Coding region: 260-775 (171 amino acids)
Molecular function (GO): enzyme regulator activity; calcium ion binding
Source: RefSeq, a predicted model, not a curated record
GUUGUUAAAGGAGAAACCGUUGCAAUUUGCCAUUUGAUUAAACUGAGCUUGUUAAUUUACACUAUCAAAUUAAUCAUCAAUCACAAUCAUGAUCAUGCACAUAUAUCUGAUCAGACGGGUAACUUGAGCCAAACAUAUUAGUACAGUCGACGAACUUUCUCUGUAACUCUACAUAGUACAUGCAUGUUUGUAGAUAUACUCAAGCUGUGAUUGAUCAGAGCGAUUUAGGUUGCAUUUGGAGCCCUAGCCAACCAAAUUAAUGAGCGCCAACAGAAAGCAAUCAGCUCCGGCGCCGAAGCUGGACCACGAGCAGAUCGCGGAGCUGCGAGAGAUAUUCCGAUCGUUUGACCAAAACAACGACGGAAGUUUGACCCCUCUGGAGCUGGGGUCGCUGCUCCGGUCGCUGGGGCUGAAGGCGAGCCAUGAGCAGGUGGAGACUCUGAUCCAAAAGGCUGAUCGUAACGACAACGGGCUGGUGGAGUUCUCGGAGUUCCUGGUGCUGGUGAAGCCUGACCUAUUACUACUGCAAGGCGGCAUGUGUCCGUACAGCGAGGAGAUGCUGAGGAACAUGUUUGACAUGUUCGAUAGGGAUGGUAAUGGCUACAUCAGUGCCGCGGAGCUGGCCCACUCCAUGGCCAAGCUUGGCCACGCGCUCACGGCGGAGGAGCUGAUUGGGAUGAUGGAGGAGGCCGAUACGGAUGGAGAUGGCCAAAUCGAUUUUCAGGAGUUUGCAAGGGCCAUUACAUCGGCGGCGGUCCAUAAUCGUUGGACAUGAAUGAAUCUAAUGUAAAAUUAUCUUGUUAUUGUGUUUUUCAUUU